GUUGCUUCACAGAAUUCACAGCCUGCCGCAGAGUUAGUCCUUGCCUCAGCAUGAGAUGAAGAAACCGAGGCUCCAAGAGGUUUGAUGACUUGCCCUGGCCUCCUGGCUAGCAUCGGAGGUCCUCCUCGGCUAGGGCCCCGGGCCCCAGGCCCUUACGCAUGCGCACUCUCGCCCCCGCUUUCUCCUCCCUUCGCUUCCCCUGCCUCCAUUCCGCGCCCUUUCCGGACUUGGCCCCGCCUCGCCGCCAGCCGAGACCACGCCCCACGAAGCAGUUCCGGUUCGGGCGGGCGCAGCCGCGGGCGCUGCCGCGGGCGCUGCGGUGCCCAAAGCCCCAGUGUGAUGCUCACGCUGAGCCGCCCCUGGGUCGCCAGCUCCGCCCUCGCUCCUGUCCCCGCCCCCGCCAGAGGCCCCCGGCCCCGACUCAGCUCUGAGGGGCGGCCAGGACAGCGACUGUGA
Phascolarctos cinereus (koala) is the source of this 456-nucleotide messenger RNA. The record is from RefSeq and is a predicted model, not a curated record. NCBI's taxonomy places the organism in Eukaryota, Metazoa, Chordata, Mammalia, Diprotodontia, Phascolarctidae.